Messenger RNA from Paramuricea clavata, 656 nucleotides. The record is from the annotation of a GenBank genome assembly. Lineage: Eukaryota; Metazoa; Cnidaria; Anthozoa; Malacalcyonacea; Plexauridae.
GUAAGAAAGAUAUCCAAGUGCUGGAAGCGCCAAUAACUGGCGGCGUUGCUCUGUUGCGGCAAAGUAAAAUGACGGUACUUGUGGGUGGAGACGAACAUCUGUUUAAAGAAUGUUUGCCCAUCCUUCAACAGACCAACAAGGUGGUUCUCCACAUGGGAAAAAUUGGAACUGCCACGAUUGCGAAGGUCAUCUCCAACAUGCUGGCUGCCAUUAAUAACGUAACACUUGGGGAAGCCAUGAUGUUGGGAAAGAAGGGUGGCGUGGAUCUGAAAGCUCUGUUUGACGCCAUUAGAUUUAGCGCAGGAAACACGUUUGUAUGGGAAACUCAGGUACCACUGAUCUUCAAUGGUAGCUAUGAUCCUGAUUUUACCCUUAAUCUUCACUGCAAAGAUUUAAACCUUGGUUACGAAUUGUCCCGUAAAUUUGGAGUUCCUAUUGAGACGUUUGCGCUGGCUGAGCAGAUAGUCAACCGCGCUCGCCUUAGGUACGGGGAUGAAGCAGGAUCCACUUUCCCACCGAAAUUAUUGGAAGAUGAUCUGAACGAGCCAUUGCAGAUUGACGGCUUUGAAGAUUGGACAUACUCGGUUGAGCAUGUUGGCGGUUCGAUGGCUGUUGUGCAUACUACAAAGGACAAGGCCUACAAUGAUGAACAAUAA